GCACUGUGGCGCCGCUGGUUGCUAUAGUGCUUCACCUUCAAUGCGCUCAUCUCUGUCAACCUUUCCUGCUCUGCCUCUCUGUGACUCUCCAGAGCUGCUGCUGCUGCUGCGGUGAUGGAUUAACCAUUUCUUAGACCUGCCUGACGACAAGCACUUUGUCUGAGGAGCAAACACAAGCUGAAAAACCUUGACUGCUGCAGCUCCCGUCUCCUCUGACUAACUGUCACACAUACACACACACACACACACACACACACACACACACACACACACACAUCACACAUCAACUCUGCCUGGUCACAGUCAGUCGCAGCUCUGCAACAGGGGAGUAAAUGUCUGCAAGAGAGGACUGAUCCUGACUGAAGGUUGACACCUGACUACAUCUCCAAAACCGUCAGCAGGGACCAAGAGGGAUGGAGGGAGAAGGCAGUAACCCUGGGGUAGCUAUGGAUUCAGGUAACCCCUUGCUAAGAGCAGUCUUCCUCCGCCGCCUGCGGCUGACGCGGCUUCUCCUGGAGGGAGGCGCUUACAUCAACGAGAGCGACAGCCAAGGCCAGACGCCCCUGAUGGUGGCCUGUAGGACCCAGCACAUGGAUGCCCAGAGUGCCAGCCGAGUCAAGCUGGUCCAGUUUCUUCUGGAGAAAGGAGCAGACCCCAACAUCCAGGACAAGGAGGGUCGCUCUGCGCUGAUGCACGCCUGCCAGGAGCACGCCGGACCUGAGGUGGUGUCUCUGCUACUGGCCAAUGGAGCAGACAUCAGCCUGGAGGAUCAGUCUGGCACAUCAGCGCUGGUCUACGCAGUCAUGGCUGGAGACUGGAAGGUUCUAAAGCUGAUGCUCGACACAUGCAAGGCCAAGGGGAAAGAGGUGAUCAUCAUAGCCACCGACAAAUUCCCAUGUGGCCAACUGCAAGCCACACAGUACCUCGGCAUGCCUCCCCUCGGUCCUCUUGAUCAGAUGGACAAAACGGCAUCUGCAGCUCCUGCUUCUCCCUCUGAAAUCCAGCUCAUCACCUCCCCCCAGUGCACCUCCUCUUCCUUGUGUCCCCCAAAGACUGUUUUCUCCUUUAAAGAUGCCCAGUCUUGCGGCGUAAGCUCCCAUCCAUGUUCUCCAUCACGAUUUCAAAGGCUUGGCCAAGCGGUGCCAAAUGGCCUGCAGCAGCCUCUCCUGAGGUUGAACUCUGAGCCCUGGCUGAAGAUCCCGGCGUCUCUGCUCAGCCGGCAGCCUCUUGCAACCUUGCCUUCAGAAAACAGCGAAGACCUCAACCAAAGUGAAGACCUCUCUCUGAGAAUUCCCAAACUAGACGGCAUGAAUUCAACAACUGACAACUUCAAAUUGUAUGAAGGAAGUUUGGCAAAGGACAAAGGAGUGGAAGGAGAAAAUGAAUGUGCCAACCACAUGGGACAAAAGAUAUCCUUACCAGGUCUCCUAUCAUCCCACUCCCACCCCAACCUCCACUCUGCAAACCUUGGAACAGAUUCACUUGCCUCCUCUUCCUCCUUUUCUGGGGGCCAAAACCUUAGCACUCCACUUCACAGCAUGGCCUCAUCAAGCCUUCACAGCAUAAUCCAGAGGCGCAAGUUCGGGGCCGACAUCUACAGCUCUGACCCCCAGCUAGCUAGAGACAUCCACAAUCUGCCCGAGGAGUCCCAGCAGAGAGCAAGAGACAUAACAGAGGUCAAGAGACUGGCACCCUUACGCUGCUCCAGCACGCUGGGCUCCAGGGAGUCACUGUCAACUGGCCCCAACAGGAGAGAGCUGUCUGGGUAAGAGCGCAGAGGGUCUGGAGCCUUCUUGUUGGACCACAACUCCCAGGCCAGGCCUAGAUCUCUGCCGCCUCUGGCCCUCAACUCCACCAGCACCCCCCUCCAUAAUGCUUAUAACCUUAGCUCCAGUGCUGGAGGUGGUUUCUGUGACAAAGAGUCUGGCCUAAAAAGUUUCCAUCCCUGCGCUCCUCCUGGACACCCCAAAGAGAUGACCAGGAGGAUGCUGCUGCGGAGACACUCAAUGCAGACAGAACAGCUUAAAACAACAGCCUGAGGUUUACUCAGGAGGGAAGGUCAUCGAUGUGUUUUAAUGUGAAAUGUUUUGUCAUGUGAUGUGUCUGUGUGGUGAAAUCCAG
Molecule: messenger RNA, 2121 nt
Organism: Epinephelus lanceolatus (giant grouper)
Lineage: Eukaryota; Metazoa; Chordata; Actinopteri; Perciformes; Serranidae
Gene: ankrd34ba
Product: ankyrin repeat domain 34Ba
Molecular function (GO): protein binding
Source: RefSeq, a predicted model, not a curated record